Messenger RNA from Zophobas morio, 2691 nucleotides. RefSeq names its product angiopoietin-4-like. The transcript is spliced from 7 exons. Bases 40 to 1452 code for a protein of 470 amino acids. The record is from RefSeq and is a predicted model, not a curated record. Lineage: Eukaryota; Metazoa; Arthropoda; Insecta; Coleoptera; Tenebrionidae.
ACGCUGCGAAUUAAACCCAGUUCUGAUUAAGAAUCCGCCAUGCAUUUACAAGAACUCGUCUUAAUAGUAAUUUCGCUCAUCCCUUUAAGCGCUGCCAAAAGCGAAUUCGUUGCAGUUUCUACGACCGCCUCCCCCCCUCCUCGCCAACGAAAAAGCCGCCAAGAGCACGACAACUACUACGAUAAACAAGACACUUGCUCGGCUUUAACCAAAAACACGUACUUGCUGGAAAUAAUCAAGCUCCAGAAUGCCCAAAUCGGCGCCAAUCUGGAAAAACAAACCCAAUUUCAGCAGGACGCCAUCAAUUCCAGCAUCGCAGAGUUGCAAAAAAUUAACACUUACGUCAUGACGGAGACGCAGAGGGAGCUGGAAGAGGCGAAACGGGAAAUCGUUGCUAAUGUUAUAACUUUGUUGACGAAUCAUCUGAGCAAUGUGUGCAAUCUCAACCAGCUGAGAUAUACUCAGGUGUUCAUAAUAAGCGAAAUCCAGCGCAUUCUGCAGGAGAAGUUAGAAACCAGUGCAGCUAAAUUUGAAGAAACGAAGCAAACAAUAGUGGGACGUUUGGAGGGGUUUGAGGCACGAGCGACUGGAAUCGAAGGCAAAAUUUUUGAUCUGGAAAAAAUUUUGGGAGAGACUAGAACAGACAUUUUGGGGAAAAUUCAAGCAAUGUUGGACCGAAUUCAACAACCAAGCUCGCACAUAGAAGAUCUACGACAAGAGAUUGUUGAAAGUCGAGAAUUGUUGAAAAAAGUUAUAAGGGUGCCCAGAAAUUGUAGAGAGGUUCAAAGUCUGGGGAAUAACGUGUCUGGGAUAUAUUAUAUCCAGCCGGAUUUAGCCCCCCAUCUCUUUAGGGUGUUCUGCGAUAUGAAAACCCAAGGGGGUGGUUGGGUCUACGUGAUGAACCGGUUCGAUGGGUCGCAAAAUUUUUUCCUCAACUGGACUGACUACAAAAACGGGUUUGGUAACCCAAACGGGGAGUUCUGGUUGGGUUUGGAGCACGUCUACGAACUAACAGGUGACAAUCCUGGAGAGCUUUUGGUGGAAUUGGUGGACUGGGACAACAAAACUGCCCAUGCUCGGUACUCGUCCUUCGGUAUCGGGUCGGAGAAGGAAAAGUACGUUUUGAAGCUUCUGGGUGGUUAUGGGGGUGACGCUCCGGACUCUCUUAGUUACCAUUUGAAUAUGAAUUUCAGCACCGUUGAUCGUAGUCAAAAUAAAGGAGGAUACUGUGCGAAUUAUUUCAAGGGGAGUUGGUGGUACAAGGAUUGCUUCACGGUCCAUCUCACUGGUACUUAUUUGAAAGGUGAUGCCUCCAGAAAAGCCAAGUUGAUGGGAAUCCACUGGAACGGCUUUAGGGACUCUAACUAUAGUUAUAGUCUCAAGCAAGUGAGAAUGAUGGUCCGGCCACAGAGUGGGGGUAGUGCGCUGUUGCCACAUGAGAAGACAAACUAAUUCCUAAUUAAUUGUACAUUUAUUAAUUGUUUUGGAUUACAACACGAUAAAGACUAAUCUGGGUUUUUCUGUGAUAUAAAUAACAACUUGACUGUGUUUGUUAUCACAUAUUCGAAGCAUAAACAUGUUUCAAGACGUUUUGUUUUUCUUGUGCUUUUUCGUGAAUGUUGCAAAUUUUGAGGAAGUAGAUCAGAUUCAAUUUUAUUCCGUUUCGACCACCCAGAGCCCUCACUCACCACAAGAUGACAACAAUUUUUUGAAAAAACAGCUCGAACUUUGCUUAAAAAUUAAAGAAACUGAAAGUCGCUUGUCGACUGUGGAACAGCUGCUUCACACACAGAAAAUUGCUGCCGACGAAAAAAACAGAAGUGAAACUCUGAUUACAAACCUCGCAAAAACUGAACAAUUACUGGAAAACCAUCAGAAACGUAUUCAAGAACUGACCGAAGAAGUACGUUCCAAAGAUCUAAAAAUAACUGCUUUAGAAAAAUCCUUAGACGAUCGGAGGUUGGUCAAAAAUUGUAAGGAAAUCCAAGAACAAGGAAACCACGCAUCCGGGGUUUAUCGUGUUCGGCCAAAAUUGGAAGCUUUUGAUGUAUUCUGUGAUAUGGAGACAAGAGGGGGCGGAUGGACUGUGUUCCAGAGGAGAGUAGAUGGUUCUCAGGAUUUUAACUUGACUUGGACUGAGUAUAAGGAAGGAUUUGGUAACCUGAGAAGAGAAUUUUGGUUAGGGUUAGAACAUUUGCAUCAACUAACGGCUUCUGGAAGUAAUCAACUUUUGGUAGAGCUGGUCGAUCGAAACUUUAGCAAAGCUUACGCUCUUUAUGACCGUUUUAACAUUGCUGGGGAAGGAAAAAGCUAUAAGUUGGGAGCAGUGACUAACUAUCGGGGUACGGCUGGAGAUUCCUUGUCGUAUCACAAUGAUCAAUCAUUUUCUACAAGAGAGAAAGACACGUGUGCGGCUCAUCAUGUUUGUUGUUUAUAGGGGGUGGUUGGUGGUUCCAUAGUUGCCUUUAUAGUAAUUUGAACGGGGUAUACUUUAAAGGUGGGGUAAAUUCUGGAAGAGCCCAAGGCAUAAAUUGGUAUACUUUCAGUACGGAUGGAUUUAGUCUUUUGGAGUCGAAAAUGAUGAUUAGGCCACCACAAUAGAGUUGAUCGUGGUUUACAAAUUACCAGUUGUGCUAUUAUUCAUGUUUCUAUUAUUACGAUGUCAAUAAAAAUACAAAAAAUUGGUGCAAA